UUAGCUGUAACAGAGGGAUGCAAGGAGUCGUGGAACGUUUCUGUAGUUCUUAUAUCUUGGAGACCCCCAGCUGUUCGCGUCCAUUGGCAUUUUAAUUCCGCUAAUUUUUCAGUUGCGAGAUUCGAACUCACCUACCGUCCACUGAAUGCCAGAUACAGAGUGGUUCACGAUAUUCCAGGUGAACAGAGGUCCUUGAUUUUGGAAAGACUGCAACCAGCGACAGAGUACCAGUUAUACCUUGUGGCUUUCGCACUCUCCGGACAUCCGACCAACAUCAGCAGCAAGGUGCACUUCGUGUCCCCAGAUGUCACGCAGAACGAGAGCUGGAGUCAGAAGGGCGAUACGACACAGAUGGAAGAGGAGACCCCACCUCCUUUCACAGUCCGUGAGGAAGAAGUGGUCAUUGUCGUCUUAGUGCUGGCCGUCUGGGUGUUUGUCAUUGUGCUUUUCUUCAACAAAUGGGGGAAAAUUCGGAUGCUGGAGCCUUACCAACCGCAAUAUCACUCACAUCCUGUCAUAGCAAAGCCGGCCCGCCUACCAUUGAACGAUGCACUAGCCCCACUCGAACGCUUCAACAUGGAGUUCGGAGCAGCCUCGACGCCUUAUCACAUUAACAAGAUGAGACCUCGCCAGAAUUCGGUGUUCGUCGGGAGUCCUUACAGAAGCAGAAGUGGUUCAGUCCUCUCCGAACCUAGAAUUCCGAGGAAGGUCAAAAGUGCAGAAGAUAUAAAAUCUCUCGUCAUACAAGUGGGCGAUCGCAGCCUUCAGCAGUCAACAGCCCUUUGAGAUAAAUAGAUUAGUCCACGGAUUGGCUUCUUUAAAACUAUUUUUCAAGCUGUUUAAUUAAGGAACGUGUGCGCGUUCACGUGCAUUGCAUAUUCGUGCAUAAUCUUCAAACGUGCUUAAUUGUCCCUUCUUCGUUACGAAAAAUUUUUCCAAAAAAAAAAAAAAAAAAAACUUAUUGUAACAGCUGGAUGUUUGCGAAUACUUCGACACUAAACAAUAAAAGCAUUUAACUGGUACUAUUACAUACCGCAAAAUUUAAGAAUUACUUUCAUUUGCAGCUAAUCAUCCAAUUCCAACUUUCAGGUAUAAAAAGGGCUGAGAUAACUUUUCAAUAGGAAUAUGGCUGCUUUUUGAAAAAUUCGUGAAUCUUUUUGGAAAUUCAUUUUUGAUUAGAUUUAAAAGUUAAUUUAAAUAUAUAUUGUUGAGAUUAUCGUCAAACGUAACAAGUGUAACUGCAUUUAUUGCUUGAUAAAUGGAAGAGCUUUUAAGAUUACUUAGCAAUUAUAUUGCAUAAUUCUAUAAAUGAAACAGUAAAAGCGGUCUAUGCAUACAUUUAUGGAUUUUCCUUCCCCAUGUAAGUUUUCAAAAAUAGAUCCAAAUUUUAGAAACAAUUGAGUAAAAAUAAGUUAAGUUAGUUAGUAUAAGCCAGGGGUGGCCAACCGUUUUGGGAAAAGUGCCACUGUUUGGGCAAAAAAAAAGGUUACAACGUUCCAACUUUUCCAACACACUAAAAAAUACAAAAGGUGAAAAAAUUUUAUUUAUACGCUGAUUAUUGAAUUAUUUUAUGUAAGUCUGAAUAGUGGGCAUUUAAAAAAAAUUAUAAUAAAUAAAACAAAAGUACAAACUAGGGUUGAUUGUUGAUCACAGUUUUUAAAGAUUCAAUCAAUUAGCUUAUGUAUAAAAUAAAAAUGAAUUAUUUGAAACAUUUAAUUCUAAAUAACUAUUAAACAGUCGGUACUUAAUGUUUUUUAAUACGUAGUUUUUUACCAAGUCAUCUAUAUUAGGAUUAGUUCUUGAAGAUGCUAACAAAAUUAGAUGUUUUAGGCGCUUCUUCAGCUAAUUCUUGAACAAUAUUUUGAUUUUAAUAUGUUCACAAUAGAAAACAUUUGUUCACAAACAUAUAUUGAUCCAAACCUACAACAAUACUUGAAGGCGAAUCGUGUAAAUUUGAAAAAUUGCUUGUUGGUACAAAUUUCCAAAAUUUAAUAUAGUUUGGAUCACUUGCAGCUGAAAUAAGUUCCCUGUAUUUGCUUUUCAGUGUACUAGGCUGCUGUAGAUCAUUAAUUUCGAUUUGGAUUUCAGUUCGGUAACAAUUAACGUCUUGUAGAAAAAUUGAAAAAGGAUUUGUGAAAAGAUCAGCAAUUUUUUUUUAUCAUCUUGAAAAUCACCAAACCUAGUACUGAAUGAAUCCUUCAAAAUUGGUAUUAAAUUCUUAAAUCUGUUAUAGUUCAGAGCAUUAUUGACUUUGGUAGCUAGUUCCUUCAUUCAUGUGAAAUGUGUUAAUCUUUUUUCUCCGAAAUCGAAACAAAAAAAAAACAUAAGUUUGUUCACAAAGGAAGAUAUAUGACUAACUAGGGUGGGAAAAAUACAAUCUUUUUCUUGUAAUCUUAAAUUUAAAUUAUUUGGAUGUCCCAAAAUAUCUGUGAGAAAAGCUAAAUCCCAUAGCCAAUCAUCAUUUUCGAGUAACAAGCACUCACUGGGCAACACUCCCUCAAAUUCUGUUAUUAAAUUUAGCUGGACUUGGAGAAUAGGUUUAGAGUGUUCGCUACAGUGAAAUAAACCUAAACUAAGAUUCAAAGAGUUAAAAAAAAUAAUUACUUUUAUUCUAAUGUGUUUAUGUGUGUAUCUAUCAACGGACUUGACUCAGACGAUAUUAUUAUUUUUUUCGAAAAUGCAGUAAGUACAAUUUUUCCACUUCAUCUAGAAUGAAUAUUUGCUGAACGAAGAUACUACAUAAUCUUGAAGCUUAAUGUUUGUAGUUACGAAAUACUGAUUUGAUUUUGCAUGCUACUACGCAAAAGGGUAUUUUGUCCUGAAAGGUUAUUUUGUUUGUUUUUUUUUUUUUUAAUUAAAAGUGAGACUUGGGCAUGGCUUAUUUUGGCACUUUUUAUGCAGCAGAUCUUUAGCAAAAUUUUUAACUAAAGACAAUGCUGACGACUGAAUUAUGGUCUGUUUCUUAAAAGAUCAAAAAGAAAAACUUAUAAAAGUAAACAAAACGAUUUCCUUCAUACUGAUCUCUCGGUAAAGAUUCAAUGCAGUGAAUAGGACAAAGCUCCUGAAGGGAUUUUGAUUUAUGCAUUAUAAAACGUUAAUGUGCUGCAAGCAUCUAUUUUGAGAAUUAGUUCCGCUGUAAAACAUCAUGAUGCCAUAUAUGAACUAACAAUUAGCUUAAUAUUUCAUCUAGAUAAAACUUCGGUACAGUGUUUGAUGUUAAGCCAGUCUAAAUUUUUAGUUGCAUUAAACUUCACUCGGUUAACAAAUUAAAUUGGCUCGCAAACUUGCCAUUUUCAUUAGCAAAUAGUUAUAUGGCAUAAUUGCCAAACAUUCCACUUGGUAAUCAUUACAAAAGCGAAACAGUAGCAUAGCUAUUUAACUGAUAUUUAUAAUUGAAAGGUAAACUACUUUUAGUGAAUACAUUUGAACUUCCAAAUUAUUUUCUAUUAAGGCAGUUUGCCUAAGAAUACAUAAACAGUAUCAACCAACAACAUUUAAAAUUAAGGCUGAAGUCUUCAUCAUUUCUUUAUCUUCUUUUACUCUCCCUGUCGUUGCAAGACUUCUUACCUUCAUCAAUUGGUAAGAACUAAUAAAUUAUAUAUUGCUAAUUUGAAUUUCCGUCAUCUGAUGACGAAACUAGUAUCAUCACAUCCUUUUCAAAGCACCAUCAUAUAAAAAAAUAUUCAGAAUAUUUCCAAAAAGAAUUAGCUUGCAUUCUCAAUUUUUUCACUCAAAAUGUGAUUACUAACAGCAGAAUUUAUUUUAAUUUCUUCAAAUAAACAUGAAUUGCGGUGCAUAUUUUACCUCAUAAAAUUUACAGAGAUAGAAGUAUACCCCCCCUCCUUUCUUUUUAGUGUUUGCAGAAACUGAUUAAGCUAUUCAUGAAAGUAUAAGUGGAUUCUGAUAAGAAAAAUAUGAUGUGCAAGCUGAAUUAACUCUAAAUAUAAAAUAAUCUUAAAAAGCAGAGUAACAGUAAAAUAGAUGUACUAUAUUUAUUAUUUCAAAAGAAAAACUGACUUGAGUCAGAAUGCAAAAAUUUUCUUUAAUUUAUUGAAAACACAUUAUGUAGCUGAAAAUUCUGUAAAACAAGCAUCUCCCGCAAUAAUAAUCACAUGAAUGUGUGUGUAACAAAAAUGUCCUAUCUGGCAUAAAGUGGAAAGUAUUAUUAAAAGGAACACUGUGCAUUGGUAUCAUCCUCUGUAUGCAUUUCACAUAUUUUCGUGACAUGACAAAGCAUACAUAAUAUAUAUUCUACAAGGAUUUAUAUAAGUGACUGGGUAUUACAUUCUUUGAUAAAUAAAAACCUGCAAUAUAUUUGAAUUUAUUGGAUUUUUAUCCUAUUUUCUGUUAUCUCAUUUGACUAACAUAACGUAACAACUACGUAAUUUAAUUCUUUAAAAAAGGUUUCUGUAAAGGUAGUUACUGUAGGUAAUAUUAAGUUGUUGAUGUGAUUAUAAAGUAUUUAAUAAUCAACAAAGAACCGAUAUCUAUUACAUUUCAUUCUCAGUGGUGUUCCAGAUCUCUAAAAAUUUUCUAUACAUUUUAACCUGUAUCUAAGAUUCAUUUAAACAUAGAAAUGAGAGAAGCUGUUUUCAGAACGUAAUUUCAGAUUUAUACUGUUGAAUAAUUAAUAUUUUACAUAAAAAUAUGUUUAGUACUAUAAUAUAUUUAAAAAUAAUAUUUAUUAUUCAUAAAAUAAACGAAAUUUAAUCUUUUUGAUGUGCCAAGUCAUCAAGAAACAGAAUGUUUAGCAUUCUCACAAGAAGAAAAGUUUUAUGGUUUUGCUGAACUUAAAGUAAUAUUGUAAAAAACAUUUUUAUUUCAGCUCAAUAGCCUACACAAUUUAAGAAUUCAAAAUGUUGUUUAAUCCUAAAGAAAUUGUAAUAUAAGCUCUUUAAAAAAAAUGAAAGUGGGAAAUCACCCCUCAUGGAUUCACAAUCAUAAAAUAUUUACCUUCCUUGUUUUGCAUUCCUAUAGCAAGCUAUUUGCACUCAGCAUUUCUUUUCUGCAAAGCACUCGUGAAGAAAAAGAUAUUUGUAUCAGCACUGAAUAUAACUAUCAUAUGACAGUUAUGUGUUUAUAUGCACAAUAAAGUAUGAAAAUAAAUGUUGUCAUACCUCACAAGAACUGACGGAUAGGAAACCACUGUGCAUCUUUGCAAUAGCAGAUGUUUCUGCCUAUUACAGAAAGUGAUUUCUAUACUGUCAUUCAUAAAAUCAACACUGAGAGCAGCAAAACUCAGUUUAUUUAUAAGCCUAUAUCAAGAGUUAGUUACUAAUAACUGAUGACUGAAGAUGUAUUAUUAAUGUUCAAGGGAAAAAAUAUAUUCUUGUACAUAAAUUAUUUUGAUUUCUUAUUAAAUUUAACAUCUGUAGUUAGCAAUUACAAUGUUCUUGUGAAAAUAUCAACUUUAACAUACUCAAUUUAAUAAAAUUAUGAUAAAAGAAAUAAGAAUUAAAUUUAUUUUUUAAAUGGUAAAUAGAAAAACGUUUGUGUAAAGGUAGUUACUGUAGGUAAUUUUCAGCUGUUGAUAUGAUUAUAAAGUAUUUAAUAAUCAACAAAGAUAAAUAUAUUUACAUAUUUCACAAAGAUAGUCACAUAAAACUGUAAAUAUUAAUACUAAGAAAUUUUGUUGUUUGACUUCUAAAUUGGUAAAUAGAAGUUAAAAAGAACAACUAUUAAAAUUAGCAUUAUUUGUUGUAUAAAUUAAUGUUCAUUGUUCAGAAAUAUAUUCUGAAGAAAAUAAACAAAAAUAAACUAUUUAGACUUUUCAGUUAACUUUACUCUAUUUAAUGAUACAAUAAUUGCUGGAAUGAUAAAACUGUGAAUAUUAAUACUAAGAAGAUUGAAUAUUUGAUUAUUUAAAAUCAAAAUCUUUUGAACUUAAACUUUCUCGUUUUCAUAAGUAUAUAAAUUCUAAAAUUUUUAUGAAUAAAAAAAUAAUUUACAAUUUAUUAAUAGAAAAUGAAAAACUUGCGAGAAGAAUUAAUUACAAGGGAUUAAAAAGUUCUCCAUAAAUUUGAAAUGUAUUAUAACAUUAGCCAAAUUUGAUAAUAUCAGUUUUUACCAGACCUUACAUUUACAUAAUUGGAUCUGAGUAUAUUUAAUGUAUCUGCAGUCCGAUUCAUUGUGUAGUAUAAAUUGUUUUCAAUCAAUAUAGGGAUCUAGCUGUUAUCAAAAAAUGCAAUCAUGUUACCUUAGGCAUUUGAAAAUAUCAGCUAUCAGAACAUUUACAUAUUUUAUGAUUAAAAACUUCAUGUUACAAUCAAAAACAUAGCAGCAAUUAAGUAAAUUUUAAUGCAUGAAUCUGACAUCAUUUCUUGGCCAACCCAAUGUUCGUAAUAAAAGCAUAAAUAAAUGAAAUAAAAAUAGUAGCUACAAUAAAAAUCCAUAUGAUAUAACUGGGAAUUCAUAAUUAUUUUAGUAUUAUAUGCAUUGAUCCACAAAAUAACAAGUACUCAGAGGAAAAAAUCUAGCAGUAAAAAUGGCGUGAAAAUACUAGUAUAUAUUCAUUCAAAAAUUAAAAGAUUGCUUAAACAAACACAAAUAGCCAAAUGUCCCUCAUACAUGAAUGAAGCCACCUCAUCUUUUAAAACAGCUGAUACACAAAAGUAGAAUUUUCACAAGAACAGUAGGAAUAUAUUGUAUGAUAUGUAUUACAUAUUAUAUGCAUUAUUUGGGGAAAAAAUACUUAUGGUGCAAAUUGAAACAUUCUUGAUAUUAAAGAAUGUCCAAACCCAAGACCAAAUUGUUUAAAAAUGUAUGCAAUUUAACAGUAUUUAGCCUUGAUAUUUAUAGAUGUUCUAAUGGAACAAACAUUAUCUUACCAUGUAAGUAGAAAUAUUUUAAUCUUCAUAUUUUUACUACAAAACAAAUUAUAACCCUUAGUGAACUGAAAAAAAGUGUGUAUGAAAAACAUUUAAUAAAGAUAUUGUUCUUCUGCAUGCAUAGUCAUUUUAUUGUUUAUGUUUACUUUAUAUUCAUUACUCCAAAAACUAAAUUUGGUCCUUUUAAACUAAAUUACAGUUUGAAAUUUUAUACUAGUUCCCAUAAACAGCUUUUUCAAACUCACAGGAUAAGCUUGUAGAUAAGUUAGUAGAAAAGUUUAUAAGUAGAUUAAUUGAAAAAAAAUAGUGAUUUACAUAAAAUCGUUCACUUCAAUAUAACAC
Stegodyphus dumicola is the source of this 7169-nucleotide messenger RNA. RefSeq lists its product as uncharacterized. NCBI's taxonomy places the organism in Eukaryota, Metazoa, Arthropoda, Arachnida, Araneae, Eresidae. Gene Ontology annotation, molecular function: protein binding. The record is from RefSeq and is a predicted model, not a curated record.